AUGUCAGAAACACUCACCUCAGUGCGACGAGAGCCCGUUCGGCUACAAACAGGCCAGCCCAGAGAACUUCGCAUUCCCGAUCUCUUCACCGGGGUUCUAUCAGGUGAACCUGCAUUGAACCCAUACGAAGCCAAAGUCAGAUCAGAAUCCGAAACAUGGACUAAAGAGAUUGCACAGAUGAGCAAUAGUAUGGCCAAGAUAUUAACAAGAGCCAAUUUCCCUUACCUGAUAAGCCUUUCGGCACCUGAUGCCGAUGCAGAGGCGUUUCGUAUGGGUUGCGAUUGGUGUAUUUGGGCUUUCGUAUUUGACGACCUUUUCGAUGAGGGCAUCAUGAAAGAUAAAACCAUUGUGGCGGCCGAGGAAAUGAUUGCCACACUAGCGAUCAUGGAUAACACACACCCACCCGUAAAUCGCAAGCAGUACCCUCUCAGAGGCACCCUUCCUCAGGUAUGCGAGCAAUUUCUGGCUUUUUAUGGCCUUACUAUUGUACACGACGAACUAAUCGCAAGUGACAGAGCUACAGCAACGCUGGAAGAUGACCCAUCGAAAAUGUCUACUGGACUCGAUGUUGCCAUCUCUGAUUACAUAGAUACGCGACGACAGUCGAUCGGGUCUUACUGUUUGUUCGUGGUAGUAGAAUGGGCGCACGGAAUACAGUUGCCACAGGCUGUAAUCGAGCAUCCUUCUGUGGCUAUUUGUGAACGUGCCGCUGCCGAUCUGACCUGGUUAGUCAACGAUAUCUUGUCCUACAAGAAAGACCUCGCCUUCGGUGUGGAACACAACAUCAUCUGUUUGUUCAAGCGAAGGGGCUUUUCGGAGCAAGAGGCAGUUGGCAAAACUAAUAAUCUCAUGGAUGAACGACAGAGAGAAUGGAAAAAAGCAGUCUCGGAAUUACCAUCUUGGGGGGAAAAGGUAGACCACGAGGUCCGCAAAUAUCUUGACGCCUGCCGCGAUGUCGCCAGAGCAAAUCUCUAUUGGAGCUUCAAGAGUGGUCGAUAUCUGUCUCCGGAAGAAUCAGACCGAGUCCGUAAAGCCCAUGUAUUGGACCUGGCUUGA
Molecule: messenger RNA, 1056 nt
Organism: Truncatella angustata
Lineage: Eukaryota; Fungi; Ascomycota; Sordariomycetes; Amphisphaeriales; Sporocadaceae
Product: isoprenoid synthase domain-containing protein
Exons: 10
Coding region: 1-1056 (351 amino acids)
Source: RefSeq, a predicted model, not a curated record